Messenger RNA from Coniosporium apollinis CBS 100218, 1119 nucleotides. RefSeq names its product large subunit ribosomal protein L4e. Gene Ontology annotation, biological process: translation. The transcript has 4 exons. Lineage: Eukaryota; Fungi; Ascomycota; Dothideomycetes. Gene Ontology annotation, cellular component: ribosome; cytosolic large ribosomal subunit. The record is from RefSeq and is a predicted model, not a curated record. Bases 1 to 1119 code for a protein of 372 amino acids. Gene Ontology annotation, molecular function: structural constituent of ribosome; RNA binding.
AUGGCAAGCAGGCCGACCGUCACCGUCAUCUCCGCCGAUGGCUCCGCCAGCGAGCAGACACACCCUCUCCCAGAGGUCUUCAAGGCCCCGAUCCGCCCGGACAUUGUUCAGACCGUCCACACCGGAAUGGCGAAGAACAAGAGGCAGCCGUAUGCCGUGAGCGAGAAGGCUGGCCAUCAGACCUCCGCUGAGUCUUGGGGUACCGGACGUGCCGUCGCCCGUAUCCCUCGUGUCUCUGGUGGUGGUACCCACCGUGCCGGUCAAGCCGCAUUCGGAAACAUGUGCCGCUCUGGUCGCAUGUUUGCACCGACAAAGGUGUGGAGGAAGUGGCACCAGAAGAUCAACCUCAACCAGAAGCGCUUUGCAACCGUCUCCGCUCUCGCUGCGUCUUCAAGCCCUGCUCUUCUCAUGGCCCGCGGUCACCAAGUUUCCACCGUUCCGGAAGUACCGCUGGUCGUGUCCUCCUCCGCCUUCACCGACAGCGCCAUUGUUAAGACCUCCGCUGCUCUUGCUCUCCUGAGGGCUGUCGGUGCGGGACCGGAUGUCGAGAAGGUGAAGAACAGCCGCAAGCUCCGCGCUGGAAAGGGCAAGCUACGUGGCCGGAGGCACCGCCAGCGCCGCGGCCCACUCGUCGUUUACAGCCCCGAGGAGGAUGGCAAGGAUCUCGUGCGCGCUUUCCGCAACAUCCCCGGCGUCGAGACCUCGUCUGUGUACGCCUUGAACCUUCUCCAGCUCGCUCCAGGUGGUCACCUUGGCCGCUUUAUCGUCUGGACCUCCUCUGCGUUCGCAGCCCUCGACAAGAUCUACGGCACAACCACCGAGGCCUCCGCGCUGAAGAAAGACUUCCUCCUCCCAUCCGCCCUCAUCUCCCAACCCGACCUCCCCAAGCUCAUCAACUCCUCCGAGGUCCAGGCCGUCCUCCGACCCGUCAAGGGCGGCUCCAUCACCAAGCGCGCCGUUGUGCAGAAGAAGAACCCGCUCAGGAACAUGCAGGUGUUGCUGAGGCUCAACCCAUACGCUGCGCAGUACAAGAAGGAGAAGCUGGGUCAGCAGAAGGUGGAGCAGGACAAGCCGGCUCCGAUGCCGGAGGCUUUCGGCACCAUGUUGCAUGAGAACUAG